Arachis duranensis is the source of this 2349-nucleotide messenger RNA. RefSeq lists its product as uncharacterized. The record is from RefSeq and is a predicted model, not a curated record. NCBI's taxonomy places the organism in Eukaryota, Viridiplantae, Streptophyta, Magnoliopsida, Fabales, Fabaceae. Gene Ontology annotation, cellular component: nuclear envelope. Gene Ontology annotation, biological process: nuclear membrane organization.
UCCACUAUGGCUUCUAUUUCCGGAUCUCGAUCGGGCGGCAAAAUUCUCCGCUCCCGCCGCCGCGCCGCCACCUCCAGGACACCAUACGACCGCCCCGCUCCUCCGCCACCUUCCGCUUCCGCCGCUCCUCCGAGCGCUAACUGGCUCUCCCGCUACGUUCUCUCCCCGACGCGUUUCAUUGCCUCCGGCACCGGGAAGUUCUUCUCCGCCGUUUUCGAUCUCGAUAGCUCUUCACCUACUUCGUCGUCUUCGGAUGAGUCUUCUCCAUGCUCUUCUGCUGCUGGUUCCAGUUCAGAGGACGUUGGUGCUUUUGAUGAUGAAAUUGAUAACACUGUCGAAGGUGAUGAUGCAUUGAACAAGGGGCUCCAGCCAUUAGUUGCGAGCAGCGAAAGCAAGCUUGUCAUUGAGCAGCUACUUAUGAAGGAGUCAUUCUCAAGGGAAGAAGGUGAUAGAUUGAUAAAAAUAAUCCGCUCACGAGUUGUCGAUUUUCCUGUCAAUGAUGAUGAUGAAGAUAAGGGGUCAAGAGAUAUAGCUUCACCUGAACUCUGUAGUGCUGCUGUUUUGGAGGCCAAGAAAUGGCUGCAGGAAAAGAAGUCAGGAUUAGAAUCAAACUCAGAUUUGGGUUAUGGAAUACGUAGUUUGGAUUUGGUUACAUUAACUCAAGUUCCCACAGAUGAAGGAUCACCUGUGGAUGUGGCGAAGUCAUACAUGCGCUCACGCCCUCCAUGGGCAUCUCCCUCCCUAGACCAUAUUAAGCCUCCAACACCAGUUGGAAUUCAACUCUUUAAAGAACAAACACCACAUCUAUUCGGUGGCAAUUCUACAUCCUCCUCCAAGGUGCAUUUGUUGAAAAGGGAUACUCCUGCUACUGGUUCAUGGAGUAUUCAGGAUGAAUUACGAAGAGUAAGAUCCAGGGCAACGGAGGAGAUGCUUAGGACAGUUCCUUCCUCAAAAAUUGAUUUGUCUCCUUUUCCUAUGGGAAAUACAAAUAAUGUACACACUUCAGCUAUUGAAAACAUCAAAGUUAGUUCUGGAGAGAAAGCACAUAAUUUUACAAAUGUAGAAUAUCCAUUAUCAAACUUGGCUAGUGGAAUCAGUGGUGAGGCCUCUCCUGGUUUGGAGAGUAAACUGAAUGGUUCCCUGCCUGAAUCUUUUCCAUCUGAUCUAGCUAAUAUUAAUUCUGAUCAGAAGCAGGGUUUUGGAGCUGUCCAGCAAAGUAAAGGUUCACAAGAUGGCUAUGGAGAAAUAACUACUUCAGGAAAGGGAGAUGGGUCCUUAAAUGAUGUGCACAGGGAUGGUGGUCUGGUGUACAUUGAUGCCACGAAUGACACAAAUGAUGAUAAUCAUCAGCUAGACUCAGGUUUAAAAUCUAGUUUACAUGAUGAAAACGGCUCAGUAAUCAAAGAGAAGGUUGUAGUAGAAGCUGCAUUACCAAAUGGGAAUUCAGGGCCCAGAAUUCAUGCAGGGCAGGUUAUUGAACAGAACAGGGAGACACUUGAUAAUGAACCCAGUACAGUUUAUUCAAGGCAGGAGGAGACGACAGCUCAGAGGGUUCUUGAACGAGAUAACUGUAAGGUGUUGAGUGAAUCCAUUGAAAUACCCGACUCUCAGAACAGUUCCAGCAUACAGUAUGAGGUUCAAGAAGACAAUAAUCUGCCAGGUUCGGAAGCUAACUUGGAAGCCACACAAAGUAGUAUUGCCAAGCGAAAGGGUAAGAGAAUUACCAGAUCCAACACGCGAGGAGGCUGGGCCAAGGGUGUCAAAUAAUUCGGGUGUGUAUUUUUAAUGUUGGAUUGUAAUUUAUUUUAGCUUAGAAGUUAGGGAUCUUCAGGCCAUUUGUUGUGAGAUCAAGAGUUAGUCAACGUCAGUUAGGGUUGCUUCCCCUGAAAUUCCGGGGAGGAUGUUGAAUGUAUUUUAUUAUGUAUAAAUCGUUAAAAUUAGAGACAUGGAAGAUUUUUCUUUUCCUUGUGUUAACUAAACAGGUUAUGUGGAUCUUUUGUGGGAUGUUAUGCUCAUGAAGCCAGAAUAACACUGGGAUCUGGAAUACUAAUAAAAAAACAGAGGAUGCAAUGCUAGAUUGCUAGCUUCUGGAAUAAGGCUCUCAACUCAAGCUGAGUGUGGUGUGGGCACUGGCUUUAUGAAGAUAACACACAUAUCCACCACCCUGCGGGAGUUGAAGUUUAACUAUUAUUUACUUCUAUCCUGAAGGGUGAUUCAAGUUUAUAGCACAUUUAAGCAUGAUGCCUGAGGGUUAUGUAACGCCAAUAGUUUGGAAUUGCAAGAACUUUGUGAUGUACACUAGAAUUUAUUUGUGAAAUGCAUGACGCCAAUUUCAAGGUGUUUAUUUUA